Molecule: messenger RNA, 818 nt
Organism: Arachis stenosperma
Lineage: Eukaryota; Viridiplantae; Streptophyta; Magnoliopsida; Fabales; Fabaceae
Exons: 2
Coding region: 155-589 (144 amino acids)
Source: RefSeq, a predicted model, not a curated record
UGGCCCAAUGCGAAAUAUUUGCAUCUCUCUCCUCCACUAAAAUUAAGAAAAAUGGAUAAUCCUCGAAAAAGAUAAGUCCCUAACGACUCAUGCAACAACCACAAUCUGAAGAAGGUGAAUACCACUGUGUCUCUGUUCUCAAGAAGUAAAGCUAAUGAUUUCACUAUAUCCCUAUAAAGCCUGUGUUCAAAUUCAAUCAACAUGUCUCUUAAACCCUUCAAAGCUUAUUAGGAGUUACAAAGCAAGGCCAAGGAAGGUAUCAUCACCAAGACCAAAUACAAGACAAGUUAAAUGCAGCAGUAGUGGCGGACAACAAGGAGACAAGAACCCCGACAAGAGAACCUUCUUGACACUCGAAGAAGCUGGUUUGGUGGAGAUGUCUGGUUUGAGCUCACAUGAGCGUUUUCUAUGCCGUUUAACGAUAUCGUCUCUAAAUUUAUUGAGAGUGAUAUCAGAGCAAGAAGGGUGUACAAUUGAAGAGCUGAAUGCUGGGAAAGUGUGUGAUUGGUUCCUUAAAGACAAACUCAAAAGGGAGCAGAACGUUGCCUCUGCGGUUCUUCAGUGGGAUGAUUCCGAGUUCAUGUUGUAACCCCCUUCAUUUUCUUUUGCUUUUUUAAGGGAUAAUAAUUAUUAUUAUGUUAAAGAGAGAGAGAGUGUGUGGAACUGGUGUCACUCUUUUUUGGCAUUGGAUUCUAGUGGCCUGGUAAAAUGUGCCAAGAGUGUCGCUUCUUUGUUACUCAAUAUUUUCGGAUUCGCGAUUACACGUUUUCUGGUAUGGAAUGCUUCUCCUUUGUCUUUCAAGUGUUGCUGGUAGCAGU